Messenger RNA from Lotus japonicus, 1059 nucleotides. RefSeq names its product GDSL esterase/lipase At5g42170-like. Gene Ontology annotation, cellular component: extracellular region. Gene Ontology annotation, molecular function: lipase activity. The record is from RefSeq and is a predicted model, not a curated record. Lineage: Eukaryota; Viridiplantae; Streptophyta; Magnoliopsida; Fabales; Fabaceae. The transcript has 5 exons. Gene Ontology annotation, biological process: lipid metabolic process. Bases 1 to 1059 code for a protein of 352 amino acids.
AUGGAUCAGUACCUAUUGUGGGAGAGAUUAGUGACUAUUGUUUUAAUUUUCUUCACCAGUAGAUUUCCCAUAGCAGCAGCAACUGCUAAUAGAUUAUAUCCAGCAUUGUUUGCAUUUGGAGACUCAAUCCUUGAUACCGGAAAUAACAACUUCCUUCAAACAGCCACUAAAUGCAAUUUUCCACCUUAUGGAAAAAAUUUCCCAGGAGAAACACCUACAGGAAGAUUCGGUGAUGGAAAAGUUCUCUCAGAUUUUAUAGCGGAAGCUCUGGGGAUCAAAGAAACAUUGCCAGCAUUUCUGUCCCGAAACAUAAGCAAUGAAGAACUUCACACUGGGGUAUGUUUUGCUUCAGGUGGCUCUGGGAAUGACGAUCUCACAGCUAAGGCCCAGGGAGUUUUACCACUAUCCGCCCAAUUGGAAAUGUUCCAAAACUACAAGACAAAAUUGACUGCGCUUGUUGGAGCAAAAAGAGCGUCUAACAUUACUUCCAAUGGCUUGUACCUCUUAUCAUCAGGCAACAAUGACAUUGCCCUUACCUAUUCUCUUGUAGCAAGUAGAAUAAAGUUCUUCCCUAACUAUGCAGAUACCUUAGUUGUGUCGGCUUCAAAUUUCCUCAAGAAUCUAUAUCAUCAACAUGGAGCGCGACAUGUUUGGGUUCUAAGCACACUGCCCUUGGGAUGCUUGCCCGGACUUAGAACUCUAUUUGGUGGGCCUUCAAGGCAGUGUUCUGAGAUUAUUAAUGGAGAAGCAAAGAUAUUCAAUGACAAGUUAGCAAAAGAGGUUUCUUCUUUGAAAACCAGCCUUCCCAAUUUCGACGUUAGGUUCAUUGAUGUCUAUACUCCUCUGCUUGACCUCAUUGAGAAUCCUUCAAAUGCAGGGUUUAAAAACGUAGCAAACGGGUGUUGUGGGAGUGGGACACUUGAAGUUGCAGUGCUAUGUAACUCACUGUGUGUGUUAUGUCCAAAUGCUUCAACAUACGUUUUCUGGGAUGCUGGUCAUCCGACUCAAAGAGCUUAUCAGCUUAUGGUCUCUUCUAUAUUGCCAACAAAGAAUAUUUGA